Messenger RNA from Suncus etruscus (white-toothed pygmy shrew), 933 nucleotides. RefSeq names its product olfactory receptor 143-like. Bases 10 to 933 code for a protein of 307 amino acids. NCBI's taxonomy places the organism in Eukaryota, Metazoa, Chordata, Mammalia, Eulipotyphla, Soricidae. Gene Ontology annotation, cellular component: membrane. Gene Ontology annotation, molecular function: odorant binding; olfactory receptor activity; G protein-coupled receptor activity. The record is from RefSeq and is a predicted model, not a curated record. The transcript has a single exon. Gene Ontology annotation, biological process: G protein-coupled receptor signaling pathway; sensory perception of smell.
AGAACAGUGAUGGAAAACUCAACUUCAGUCACCGAGUUUAUCCUAGUAGGAAUCACAGAUCAACCUCAACUCCAGUGGCCCUUCUUCUUCCUCUUCUUAAUGAACUAUUUGAUCACAGUGGUAGGAAAUUUUAGCCUAAUUAAUCUUAUAUGCCUGAAUUCUCACCUUCACACACCCAUGUACUUUUUCAUCUUCAAUCUCUCCUUCAUAGAUCUCUGUCACUCUUUGAUUAUCACCCCAAAAAUGCUGGUGAGCUUUGUCACAAAGAAUAUCAUCUCCUUUGCAGGCUGCAUGGCUCAGUUAUUUUUUUUUUGUUUCUUUGUCCACACGGAAUGCUACGUGUUGACAGCCAUGGCCUAUGACCGCUAUGUGGCUAUCUGUCAGCCCCUCACAUACACUACCACCAUGUCCCCUCUGGUCUGCUCUCUGCUGAUGUUUGGCUCCUAUGUAAUGGGCUUUGCUGGAGCCAUGGCCCACACAGGGGACAUGGUCAGACUAUCCUUUUGUGAUUCUAACAUCAUCAACCAUUACAUGUGUGACAUCUUCCCCCUCCUCCAACUCUCCUGCAGCAGCACCUAUGUCAAUGAGUUGGUGGAUUCCAUCAUUGUAAGCACCGUUGUAAUCAUGUCCAGCUUCAUUAUUCUUAUUUCUUAUGCUUUAAUCCUCUCUAAUAUCCUACGCAUGUCAUCUUCACAGGGGAUGUCCAAAGCCUUUAGCACCUGCAGCUCCCACAUAGCCACUGUUGCCCUCUUCUAUGGUUCUGGGAUGUUCACACAUCUCAAGACCUCCUCUAAUGGCUCCUUUAGCCAAGGCAGGUUCUUCUCCAUAUUUUAUACCAAUGUAGUGCCCAUGUUAAAUCCCCUUAUAUAUAGUCUAAGAAACAAGGAUGUCAAACAUGCCCUGAAGAAAACCCUGAAGAAAAUUGUAAACUAA